Molecule: messenger RNA, 312 nt
Organism: Raphanus sativus (radish)
Lineage: Eukaryota; Viridiplantae; Streptophyta; Magnoliopsida; Brassicales; Brassicaceae
Product: pentatricopeptide repeat-containing protein At5g59600-like
Exons: 2
Coding region: 1-312 (103 amino acids)
Source: RefSeq, a predicted model, not a curated record
AUGAUCUCUGGUGAAGCAAUGAGUUUGGUGAGAGAUAUGGAACUAGUGGGAGUAAAACCUCAUAUUAUACUUGGAGUGCUCUAUUUUCAGGAUUCUCGGCAUAUGGGAAAUGAAGAAAAAGUAUCUGAGCUUCUUGAUGUUGAGUCUUGGACUUCUAUUACAUCAGUCGAGCAGGUGCGUGUGGGAAUCACGGGAAAUACGGACCUUGCAGGGACUGCAGCAGAGCUCGAACCAGAGAACACAGGGAAUGGAUUGCUUCUGUCCAGUUUGUACGCCAAUGGUGGUAGUUGGGAAAAGUGUUGUAAGAAGUAA